AUGAAGGCUUCGUGGCCUCCGGAGGGCCUGGGCGAGUUCACCAAGGAGCACAUCUCCGCAGAAUGCGCGCGCUGCCUGGCCGAGAAGCUCGGACCACCCCCAACGUGGCCAACCGCGAUCGGCGGCAAGAAUCCGAACGCGCCCAUCAAGCUCGACUCGGGUUUCGAGAGGAACGUCGACACUACGACCAUCAAGGCCGACGCGGGCAAGGUGGCGGCAAAGGCCGCAGCGGUCGAGGCUGUCGCGCCGUGGCUCGAGGAGGCGGGCUUCGCGGGCGAUUGGUGGGGCACCGAGUCCCGCGACCCUCUGUCUCGCUUCUUCACGAUUGAGGUGAAUGGCUCGAAGGUGGGGCUAGUGGACGCGGCACCUUUCCAGGUGUGGCGCAAUAGGCAGCAGCUCAAAUCCUUCGAACAGGACAAAGCGGAGAUACGCGCUCUCAUGAGCGACCAGGGAGGGGUGGCGCCUUUCGCCCGCGAGAGCCUCAUUCUGCAAGCCUCCUUGCCGGAAUGGGAGCAGGAGUGGGGCGCGCCGACAGGGGGGUGCGAUCGGGAUGCCAGCUCGGUCGGGGUCCUGGGCCUGCGCAACACGUGUUCCAAGGUGAUCACUGCAGCGGCCGAUCCUGACAGCGUGUUCUUCCCCGACCGCUUGAGGAGCAUCGUGAUGUCCGCGGAGUAUAACAUGGUCAACGAGCCGGGCAGCAGGGGCGUGUUCCUCAACAACUGCUACCUCGGGCUCCACGGGCCGCUGGAGGUUCUGUCGCGGGUGGCUGUGUUCUCCCUCAUGCAGCGGAAGAGCGCGCCCGACGCCGUCUGCAGCACUGACGAGCGGGAGGACGUCAACCUGAUGGAGUGCCUGCUUGCCGCCGGGGUCGAGCAGAGGGAGGAGGUCCGCGCGCUCGCGGAGAAGGACUGCAACCGGGACGGGCACUGGCAGUCCCCCGAGUGGGAGGAGUGCACUGGCCCAGAGGCCGCGUUCCAUCCGUUCAAGACCGUGGAGGAGCACACCGCUUGCCUCAACAGGGCGCUCGCGCGGUGA
Messenger RNA from Prorocentrum cordatum, 1035 nucleotides. The record is from the annotation of a GenBank genome assembly. NCBI's taxonomy places the organism in Eukaryota, Dinophyceae, Prorocentrales, Prorocentraceae.